Messenger RNA from Schistocerca nitens (vagrant locust), 6063 nucleotides. It is a transcript of the gene RhoGEF3, whose product is annotated as spermatogenesis-associated protein 13. The transcript has 20 exons. Gene Ontology annotation, biological process: intracellular signal transduction. Gene Ontology annotation, cellular component: cytoplasm. The coding region runs from base 1 to 2907 and encodes 968 amino acids. The record is from RefSeq and is a predicted model, not a curated record. Gene Ontology annotation, molecular function: guanyl-nucleotide exchange factor activity; protein binding. NCBI's taxonomy places the organism in Eukaryota, Metazoa, Arthropoda, Insecta, Orthoptera, Acrididae.
AUGCGAUUAUUCUCCGGCAUUUUUGCCUUGGGCUGCGGCGUGUUCCCGUGGCGGCGCGCGACGGCGGGCGGCGCCAGCCCGUGCUCCAGCCCCAGCCAGAGCCACGCCGCCAGGACCGCCCCGGCCACCCCGAUAAAGGAAGCGAACAAUUCAACAGAAGGGCAGUAUAGGCGUUCUCCAGGACUCUCCAAAUCUGUUCGGCACACUAAGAACGGCACCAUUGGACACGUUGAUGAACCACCAACAAGCAGAUCCGACUGGGAUAUCCACAGGACAUGGCCUGAAGCUGAAGCUGAUAAGGAAGCUACAAGUGGUUCAUCAAAUUAUCUUUCAUCCCAGACUUCAACCAAUCGACUGACUGACAACAAGGAGCUGUCACAGUCACAACGCAGCAUAUCAAGCAGUACAUCAGAGAGUGUUCUACAGAAAUUUCGCAAAAGCUUUGCCUUUAAAUUUCACAAGAAGAGUGGCAGUAAAGAUGGCCUUGAGCUUGGCUCUAGUAAAGAUGGUGAAGGUGACGUUGAAGAGGAGAAUUGUGCUGAUGAUGAAUUAGCUACAUCACAGUCACACGAACAACUACCACAAGAACCCACAAAGGAGGAAACAGGAUCAGAUCCUAAGUUCAAGUUUGGCCCUCUGGUAUGGAGAUCGAGCAAAGAACGCAAGAAAGGAAAAAAGGCAGCCAGAAAUGCAAAGUGCAACAGUGGCGACAGCGGCAUACAAAUUGAGAUGCUGCCUGGCUCGGCUCAUGUUACUGGAGGUGACAGCUCUGAAUCACACGACACUGAUCACCUUGUUGAUGAUGAGCCCCUAGAUGAAAUGGAUAGCCCGCCAGCUGUAAGAAGAAGAGUAACAAGUAGUGAAAAGUCAUCUCGACCACAGUCAGAAGUUAUUCAGCAACUCCUCAUAGAUAAGUUUAAGGCAGAUCUACAGACACGUGCAGCACAGCAGGGACGGCACCAACACGUCAGACGGGCGCACUCCGAUCUUGGUGGUCAGCGCCUCUUUCAGUGGGACGUGCGCUCUAGCUAUCGACGUAUGUUUUCCACACCUUCACCCAUCAAGAUGAGGCCCCCACGAGCUAGUCCACCUCAUCCUCGUCCGGCAAAUCUAGAGCAGCCAGUACAAUUACGGAACUCAAAACGGCGUUCUGCGAGGCCACAACUCAGGCGAUCUCUGAGCCAGCCCCUAGGUUUGAAUGAAUUAUCUCCACUCCUGCGGAGAAAACCUCGUACAUCCACCAGUAAUGUGUUAAGCGAAGAUGAACAUGAUGCCCGCACUGGAACUUCUGAUGACGAGAUGAUGUCUGAUUCUGAGUCAUCUGUUGCAUCUCUUUCAGAUAGGAAGAAAUCAUUUGAACAGGCCAUGGAUGAAGAUCUGGUAAUCUUGGCAGAAGCAGUGUGGGAUCAUGUAACAAUGGAACCUGAAGAGCUGGCUUUCCGAGCAGGAGAUGUCAUAGAAGUUCUUGACUCAGUCAACAGGGACUGGUGGUGGGGGACGAGAGGAGAAGACAGUGGCUGGUUUCCAGCUGCCUUUGUCAGGUUACGUGUGAGUCAAGAGGAUACAGUGGAAGACUGUCUUGCUGCCAUGGCUGCAGGUUCAGCUGCUACAUCUCAACUUCGGCGUCGCACAAGUGUCUCCCUCUUGUCUAAUGACCAGGUCAGGUCUAGUGUCGUCCGUGAGCUAAUAAACACUGAACGGGAUUUUGUGAAGAUUCUGACGGAUGUGGCAGAGGGUUAUCUUGCAGAAUGUAAGAGGAGAACAGAUAUGUUUUCCCCAGAGCAGAUUAACACCAUCUUUGGGAAUUUGGAAGAGUUGCUACAAUUCCAGUCGAACUUUCUGGAAGACCUUGAGCAAUGUGUGGACUGGGAUGCUCCACAUCGAUCUUGCAUUGGUGAAUGUUUUUUGACACAUAGGUCUGGAUUUCGAAUAUACUCUGAGUAUUGUAACAGUCAACCUAUGGCUACUGCAACACUUCAAGAGCUGUAUCAGCACAACAGCUACAGCAAGUUCUUUGAAGCUUGUAGGCUCAUGCGUGGUCUUAUAGAAAUUCCACUGGAUGGCUACCUUCUCACUCCAGUACAAAGGAUAUGCAAAUACCCUCUUCAGCUUGCAGAGCUUCUGAAGUAUACCAAGGUUGAUCAUCCUGAUUAUGAAAAAAUUAAAGAAGCUCUUGAAGCAAUGAGGAAUGUGGCUGUCCUUAUAAAUGAGCGGAAACGUAGAAUGGAGAGCCUGGAGAAGCUUGCUGCUUGGCAACAGAGAGUAGAAGGCUGGGAAGGAGAAGAUCUGAUAGAAGUCAGUUCUCAAUUAAUUCACCAUGGUGAAGUAAUACGUGUGACAACUGGAAUGUGGACCAAUAACAUAACUUUGUUUCUGUUUGAUCAUCAACUUGUCUACUGCAAGAAGGACAUCUUGAAAAGAAACGUUUUUGUCUACAAGGGUAGAAUACUUCUGGAUGCAAGUGAGGUUAUUGAUGUGCCUGAUGGAAAAGAUCCUCAGCUGGGAAUAGCAGUGAGACACUGUGUACGAAUAGUCUGCUCGGGUCGGGAGAGAGGGCUUGUUUUCGCAUGCCGUUCGGCAGCUGAGAAGACACGCUGGCUGCAGGCUCUUGCAGAAGAACGUCGCCUUGUAGAUAAGGAUGCUCGUGAAGGGCUGGAGUUCGCACCAGCUGCCCGACAACUUGCCAGGAUGGCUGCUCGCUGCCAACGACGUCGGCCACCGAGCAAACCACGAGGGAAGAGUUACAAGCGUGAUUCUUCACACCCUGUGAAUAACCUUGAUGCAAGUCUUCACAACCUAUCCUCAUCAACAAGUCACAGUUCAAGUAAUUCGCUGGGCCGAAAAAUGGGCACCUGGUUUACAUUUGGUAGCAGCAAGAAAGGUCGUGCUACACACCACCCAUCAUGAAAAAGAACUCAAAUGGUGCUGUAAUAUAGUGAAUUUGUGUAUGAAAAGGAGUUUCUUGUGGAGGUGGACAUACAUGAUGUCUAUAUUUAUAUUGGAUAUUGUGAAGCGUUUCCGCAUGUAAGGUAAUGCAUGUCAUGUAAGUCUCGUGGCAGAGAAGGAGCAGUUAAAGUGAACCAAAUAUUUUGGUUAUUCUGUUGUUACAUAAUCUUUUUUGUAUGAGUGGUUGGUGCAUGAAAUUUGGAAUGAGCUGGCCUAAACUUUAUACAGGAAGAAGUUAGUGAUAAGCAGCACAAUAAAGAAGACUGAUUAUAGCCUUCCUCAAAACCUAAAUUUUGUUAAGAAUCAGUUUGCUGCAGAAGCAGUUGUAAGUUUGAGGAAAUUUGUAGGAGUAUGCUAACUGUAAACAAAAACUGUUUCAGAGUGUUGUAAUUAAUUUAUAAAAAAUGGAGAAUUGGCUCACAGGAAAGAAGAGACGUUAGACUUUCAUUAUAUUGUUAACAAAUUCAAAGAUUUAAUCACUUUUCAAACACUGCUUGCAUUUAUAGCAAUUUCCUGACUACGUUGGAACCAUGCUGUGCUACUUCUAAAGCACUGGACAUACUUUUGUUACAAGGUGACCUGAAAUGUUGUAUGUUUAACACAGGUUUAUAGCUCCUAAUUUUUUAUAUGUAUUCAGUAAGGAAGAGAAAAUGAGCAUGUAUGAAAUGUUUGAUGAUAUUAUGGACAGAGAUUUUGUUUCUAAUAUGGUUGUUUACUUGAGAAGGCUUGUGCUUUAAAACAUUCAAAUUAUGUUAUUUGAUGCUGCACACACACACAAAUGUAUCUGGUGCUUUCUUUAUUUCUUACAAAUAAUGCUUAGCAGGUUAUUCAGUAUUUCUGAUAUGCUGUUCAUUGCUGUUCAUAGGGAAUGCUGUACUUAAGAGUACAGCCAUAGCUGACUAAUUCAUAUGUCUGCAUUUUUAUGUCUCUAGUCAUCUCCACAGCUUUAAUCAGUUUCAAGAUGAGAAGUGUUAUAUCCCUGCUCAGUGACUAACAUGAGGAACACAAAUUAAUAAUGCUUGGUUCAUGAGGGCUCAUAAUAAUGAUUCAUGCACAUUUCUACUCUUUACAAACAUAUUGAAGAAAACAAAUCAACAGGAAUGCAAAAGAUGACAAAAUGAGGCUACUAGUUGUGCCUUACUUAUCUCAGUUGUAUUUAACAAAUGCAGCUGGGUGAAGAAUAAACUUUACAGCUGUGAAACUUGACAACUUCAUAUUGAUCAUUUUUAAUGGUUAAUAGUUUGGGUCAUGUCUUGAACUGAUAUAACAGGGACUGAUUUUCUUCCUUCAGAAGUAUUUCAUUAUUCAUUUAGUAUUAAGGAAAAUGUGUGGCAUAUUGUAUCAGAUUUUACACGAACUCUGGAGUAUGUACUCUGCAAAGCUCACUUUUACCAUUAAGACAGUUUGUUGUGUAAAUAUGCCCAUGCAUUCCAUACAUCCAAAGUUAUACGUGGUCACCAUAGUCAUCUCCAUUUUUGCAUCAUUGUAGGAGGUUUUCAGUCUCUUUCACUGUGUCAGACCAUUGAAACAAUUAGACAGGUAAAGAUUAAUGUUGUUCCGCUACUGUUGAAAAGACUUCAUUCAUAACGCACACGGCUAAAUUAUUACUAGCAAAACAGUAAUCAUGCUUGGUAGGGCAGUUGCAUUAGUCAUGCCAGUAUUUCAGUGUUUUAUUCAAAGCUGUUUGUAUUUGUACUAUGGUGUAUGGUUCCUCAGUCGCAUGUGGACUUUGUGUUUCAUUGCCAGAAUGUACAGAAAAACUGUAAUGGCAGCUUAUGUGCUUAUCAUAAUGAGUGGUGUUAAUUGUUGUAUACCACUGUCUGCAUUUUCAGUUUAAAAAUAAGAAAGUUUCCAAAUGAAUUUCUGGUGGUACCUCAGUGGAAUCAGUUCAUCUUGAAUCAAUAGUAAACUUUUAGAACAUUCAGAAGUUUUUUAAGACCUUUGUGUGUAGUAUAUGUGUAAUAUACUAUAACUCUGUCACUCUGACAGGCUAAGAGGGAAAUAAUUUGGACUGCAUUUCAGAUUGAGUCUGGCAGGUUAAAUGUUUAAACACUAGUGUUGAAAUAAUGUCAAAUAGAUCAAGUUUGCAAAUGGAAUCGGUAUUUGUUAUUACAGAAUCGAAAUUUGUUUUCAGGUGCAUUCUGAUGAAAUCUGUUGUUAUUGUCAUUAAGGGCAUUACAUAUUUUGUGAUUUUGGUAGCUUUGUGACAGGAUAUAGGCUACAAGCAUACUAUCCACUAAUUUGUGGUUUUUAAUGUAGGUGUAGUCUACCUAUUAAUUGCUUUUGAAUUUUGUUUUUCAUUUGAGUCUCAUCAGAUCCAAAUUACUUGUAUUGUUAUUUUGAUUCAUUGAAACAACUAAAUAGCCUAACAAAGAAAAAUUUUAAAAUUGUGCUACACUUUGAAUUUGCUGUGUAAAAGAAAAUGAACUGAUAUGUUUGAAAUAUAAUACUGAUCAAGAAACCUAGCAGUCUACAAAAUAAUUGUGGGUUGCGCAUAUUUCUUAUUUAUGUUACUGUUGAUCGGCAGCAAAUAAUUGGAGUAUCAUUAAAUGCCAACACCUUUUGUUAUGAUGUUACACAACUACACUGUAACCUUAACCAACAAUGUUAAAUAUGUUAAAUUUUGAAUUCUUAACGUGUUAACCACAUAUUUAUAUAGUUGUUGUCGAAUGUUGUGCUAAGUAUUUUCUAUGGACUCCAAACCAUUAUUUUCUGCGGAUUCCUAACCAUCACAAUACUUUAAGCAAAUAGAUUGCAAAAGUAAAUAAAAAGGCAUAAAGUGAUAACUAAUGUGUACCAUAGUCUUCUAUAAAUGCUGUUCUUACUGAUAAUCAGUGUAGAUGUCAUGUACAGUAUCAGAGGAUACAGAGAGUCUUACAGUACUUACAUACUUGUUGUAUGAAAGAAGCAUCCUGUGUCACUUUCAUACAAAAAUCAUGUGCCCCAUGUCAUGUACAGUAUCAGAGGAUGCAGGUAGUCUUACAGUACUUACAUACUUGUUGUAUGAAAGAAGCAUCCUGUGUCACUUUCAUACAAAAAAUCAUGUGCCCCAAACAAGUAUAAGUGUCUCUUCUGGUUAACAUAUUAAAUACAAAUAAAAACUGAUAUAUGACUAGU